AUGACGCUCGGGCUCCCGGGCUGCGCAGCCUGGGCGGCGUCCCUUGGCUUGGGGUCCCCGGCCACCACCGUGAGCCGCCAAGAGAAGGAGGUUGGGGGUGCAGGGGCAGCCGGGGAGGCGGCGGCGGCGGGCAGGAGGGACCAAGGGCAGGGACUGGGCUGGGCCCAAGCGGCCUGCGCGCUGUACUUCGUCCGUACCCCGCCGCAGCGGGCAGGGCUUGACGCUCCCGAGGUAGCCGCCUCCGCCUCGGCUCAGGGGCUGCAGAAGCCGACGGUGGCUUCAUUGUACAGAGGGAGCCCUGAGCCUCUGCGGGAGCAGCUUGCUGAGGCCGCAGAGCGCACCGCCAGCCAGGCGCUAGCCCCCGGCCCCCGGCCCUUCGAUCUGGCGAAGCUUCCCCGGCUGCCAGGAUCCCAGGCCGGGAUGCACUUCAGCGCUGUCACCAGGGACAUGGAAGCCGCUGCCUUGGGGCCCCAGUCGAGAGAGUCGGCAAGGCUGGGGCAUCGAGUGUGUGAAGGGGUCGUCGAAGGAGCGGACUCCAGCUGCGCGGCCGCCGCCAAGGCGCCGGUAAAGAAGAACGCGAAGGUGGCCAGCGUGAACGUGCAGCUGGAGAUGAAGGCGCUAUGGGACGAGUUCAACCAGCUGGGCACAGAGAUGAUCGUCACCAAGGCUGGCAGGCGCAUGUUCCCUACGUUCCAAGUGAAGCUCUUUGGCAUGGACCCCAUGGCCGACUACAUGCUGCUCAUGGACUUCGUGCCUGUGGAUGACAAACGUUACCGGUAUGCCUUCCACAGCUCCUCAUGGCUGGUGGCCGGAAAGGCAGACCCAGCCACACCAGGCCGUGUGCAUUACCACCCGGAUUCUCCAGCCAAGGGCGCGCAGUGGAUGAAACAAAUUGUGUCCUUUGACAAGCUCAAGUUGACCAACAAUCUGCUAGAUGACAACGGCCAUAUCAUUCUCAACUCCAUGCACAGAUACCAGCCCCGUUUCCACGUGGUCUAUGUAGAUCCACGCAAGGACAGCGAGAAGUAUGCGGAGGAGAAUUUCAAAACCUUCGUGUUUGAGGAGACGCGCUUCACGGCUGUCACCGCAUACCAGAACCAUCGGAUCACGCAGCUCAAGAUCGCCAGCAACCCCUUCGCCAAAGGCUUCCGGGACUGCGACCCUGAGGACUGGCCGAGGAACCACCGGCCCGGCGCGCUGCCGCUCAUGAGCGCCUUUGCACGCUCGCGCAACCCCGUGGCCUCUCCCACGCAGUCCAACGGCGCGGAGAAAGAUAAGGCGGCCGCAGCUGGAGCCCCGCGACACGAGGGGCCCGGCAGGUGGCCUCGCACUGCCCUGCGGCCGCCGGGAGCCGUCCACGCAGCCCCAAGGGCCAUCGAAGACCCUGUUAACCCCCGCCCACCCCCCAGUCCCGGGAGACACCGCGGAAUCCUCCCCAGCCCCGAGGGUCUGUGCCCGCCAGUGCCAAAGAGCCCGUCCCAGGCGGAAGGAAACGCUAUUUAUUGUUCUUUCCAGAUCGCGUCGCCCCGGCCCGGCCGGGUCCAGCCGGCCGGUAGUUGCGGUGUAGACGACGGGAUUGCCUAG
This is a messenger RNA of Echinops telfairi (small Madagascar hedgehog), 1584 nucleotides long. RefSeq names its product T-box transcription factor 1 (gene TBX1). NCBI's taxonomy places the organism in Eukaryota, Metazoa, Chordata, Mammalia, Afrosoricida, Tenrecidae. Gene Ontology annotation, cellular component: nucleus. The record is from RefSeq and is a predicted model, not a curated record. Gene Ontology annotation, molecular function: DNA-binding transcription factor activity, RNA polymerase II-specific; RNA polymerase II cis-regulatory region sequence-specific DNA binding. The transcript has 11 exons. Gene Ontology annotation, biological process: cell fate specification; positive regulation of DNA-templated transcription; regulation of transcription by RNA polymerase II. The coding region runs from base 1 to 1584 and encodes 527 amino acids.